GAGGGGAAAAAUAGAAGGAGAGAAUCCAAGAUGAAAAGAGAAGAAGAGAUUUAUUUUAAGCACACAAAGACAAAGUGUUGAGAAGAUAUCCGAGUAUAAGAAAACUGAGCGUAAGAUUUAUUAUUACGAGGACAGUGGAACUCGUUUGUGUUUAAUUUUGUUAGCGUCGAAGGCCGCGGUCGGUCAAAUAUAAUUCAUCAAAGUCUCGCCGCCUCGGCAAAAAACACUAAAAAGUGACGAAGGCAGCUUUUGCUAGGAGCAAACACGUACUGGAGCGGGCGACAGAUGCAGCAGCCAGUUUGACAUCGCGGCGGCGCCUCUUUCCAAAGGCUGGCUCGUGAAAAGGCUAGACGAGGUCAGCAUGUAGCGACGACGGCGGCAGCUUCCAAGCAAUGGCCAAGAAGCAGCUGAACAAUGUCGAAGUGCAAGUGUUCGAAAGCGAACUGGCGUCCCUAGUGGUGCGAGAGUCUCUCACCUACGAGAUCAAAAUGGAAACCAGGGCCAAGAGCAAGUUGCGCGGCAUCACCAUGGUGUGUUUCGCCCUCGCCGUCUCCGGCAUCAUCUACCUGGGCUACUUUUGUCCGGACCAGGUGUGCGCCCUGUCCUCCGGCAGCAGGUCGCCGGCCGACCUGAACGCGUGGGCCGACUCGGUGGCCGACAGCCUGGGCCAACCCCUGUCCAAAGGUCAGAGUCUCAGCUACGACGAGGUGCUCAACGAGAAUUUUGACAUGAACGGACACGACGUCAUGGUCUUCCUGCACAUCCAGAAAACGGGGGGCACGUCCUUCGGCAAGCACCUGGUGCGCGACCUUGACCUCAAGAGGCCGUGCACCUGCCACCGAAAGAGGAAGCGGUGCUACUGCUUCCGGCCAAACAGCACCGAAAAUUGGCUCUUCAGUCGAUACUCGACGGGCUGGAAGUGCGGUCUGCAUGCCGACUGGACUGAACUGACCAAUUGUGUCGACUCCGAGUUGGACAAAAACGAGGGUGGAACCGUCAAGAGAAGGUACUUCUACAUCACCCUUUUGCGCGACCCUGUGAGUCGCUUCCUGUCCGAGUACCGACACGUGCAGCGCGGCGCCACUUGGCGGAACGCGCGGCACUGGUGCGGCGGCCACGAGGCCACCGAGGAGGAGCUGCCCAGGUGCUACCCUGGCGAGACGUGGCAGGGCGUCGACCUGAGCCAGUUCCUCGCGUGUCCCUUCAACCUGGGCGCGAACCGGCAGACGCGCAUGUUGGCCGACCUGGCGCUCGUCGGCUGCUACAACCGGACGUACCUGCCCGAGGAGCAGCGCAACACGGUGCUGCUGACCUCGGCCAAGCGCAACCUGGCGUCGAUGGCCUUCUUCGGGCUCACCGAGUACCAGAAGGUCAGUCAGUACGUGUUCGAGGAGACGUUCAACCUGCGCUUUUCGAUUCCGUUCGAGCAACACAACGCCACGGUGUCCGGCGCCACCAUGAACGAGCUCUCCGAGCAGCAGUUGGCGCUCAUCAAAAAGGCCAACGCCCUCGACAUUGAGUUGUACGACUUUGCCAAAGAGCUCAUGUACCGCAGGUUCCACCGGCUCAGGGCCAAGGACGCCCAUUUCCGAGAGCGCUUCUCGCACUUGGGCGAAAUUCCCGGCCAAGACUUCAACUGGGACCGCCUCCAGAAAUGAAUUCUUGAAUUUGCCCCCAAAAAUCUCCUAUUAUUUGUAAAGACCUGUUGCUCCAAUGGACAGACAAGAAGUACGCACCACUAUGUGUUUUAGCAGAAAAACCACCACCUUUGUAAUAAAAAAACGGUGGUUUGUUGCGUGAUAUUUUUUAAUGUUGGCAUUACCAAGCAAGACUAAAUUAAUUCCAGUGUUGUUAUUUAAAAUGUUAGGGCUGAGAGAAUCGUGGCUAAAAACGAAUAGAGACAUUUGAAGAAAAUAUUUUCCCCGUUUACCAAGAGCAAGGUUAUUUUUUCGCACGAGUUGAAAAUGAAAUCGAAUGUCAGCUGUGAUUGUAAAGUUUAAACAAAAAACUGAUCUCAUCCAAAAGAAACCCCUAACUGAUCCAAAACGUGGCCAUUCUCAAAGUAUACCACUUGGUUUUAUGUCUCUCUUCUCCAAUAGUUGCCCCUGAAAGAUGCGCGCAGUGCGUGUUGCUUGGAGACAAAUGGCUUGCAAUUUGUAGAACUUCAAAAAUUGUAAAAAACAUGACUUACAAAAAUGACGCCUAUGACAUAACAACAUCAGUAGAAUUUAAUACUUAAGCAAUUAUAUCAUUCGGCAGCUUAGAUACUAAUCGAGUGAUUUAUUUUUAAAUUGAACUUAAUUGUAUUAUAAAAUGACAAUCUCUUUUUAAAUAUUUUCUUUAAGCUGGGUGGAUUCUUGCCUAAUUUCAAUCAUUAUGGCUGAUUGCCGAAAGCUAUAAAAUCGAAAAAAAUUUAUCAACUUAAUAAAUAAUGAAGAGAAAUAACCCUAUAUUUUUAUAAUUUUAAAAUUGUGGUUCUUCCUUUGAUAUCUAAAUAAAAUCAUUAACCAAAGUAAUGGAAAAAAAAUACUGUUUUUAUGCAACAACAAUUAAUUAUUUAAAGUUUGCACACAAGUUUAGUGAUCUAAUCAAGCUGAAUAUUAAUUUAAGAUACUACUUUGUACUUUUUUUACUUUAUUUUAUUAUUACUUUUGUACUAACUGCUUCAGAAAUAGUGGUGAACUUUGCAGCACCGCGCGCUUUAACCCAAUGUUAAUUAAUAAACUGCAAUAUGUAAUAUUCUGCAUUAAAAAAAUGGCAACUCCUACAAUUUCUUUGAUGAUUUACAAUGUGUUACAAGAAAAAGUUUUUAUUUUAAUUGUCAAAGCAGCUCCAUUAAAGUGUAGUCAGUGAUUGUAGUGUUUCCUCCAACUAGCUCCUAUUUCACUCUAGGUGUUACAAAUUAUUAAUAAUUACAGUUAGCCUUUGCGUGCUAAGACUAUAGAGAAUUAUAUGAAUUUUUUAUUUUAACGUUUAUCAACAUAAUAGGGAGAGUCGUCUUUUUAUAGGAUGACAUGAAGUAAUAAAGCUCAUAUAAUAUAUGCGUCAUUUUAAAAAAAACCCCAGACACGCAUUGCAUUGUGCGACUUUAUAAUGGUAAUCUUUGUUUCUCAAGUGCACAUGGAGGUUCUUGUUUGUUAUUUCUUCUUACAUUUAAUUGCAUUGAAAAAAGGAGCAUAAAAAAUCAAAUUUAAAUUUUUCCUUUCAUAGUUUUAAAAUUUAAAUCCAAAUAAAAACAACUUACAAUAAUUUUAGGUGGUUUCCAUAGUAAAAAUAGUUUAUGUUUAAUUUUAAUAUAUUCAUUAUCUUCAACCUCAAUCAAAUCCAACAAUUUCUGCUUGCUGCUCUAUUUUUGUUUAGUUAUUUUUUUUAAAUCAUCCCAUCUUAUAGAGAAUUAUCCUCUUUCAGUCAACACUUUUGUUGAAUGAUGUCAAUUACGCCACGCUUGCAAUUGUUUGUUUUAGUGAAAUUGCAAAAAGCGCAAGUUUCUUGGAAGAACCCAAUAUUAUUUUGAAAUUGAAUGUAAUUGUGAAUAUUUUGUGAAAUAAAAUAAUUUGCUUUAGCUGGAAGGAGGUCUUGCACGCCAGUUUAAAGGCUUUGUGAAUCCUCAAUUUGCAGCGGAAAGCCAUCUUCAAAUUUAUCUACUCUAAAAAAUUACAUAUCAUGCAAUUAUUUUUCUAUUUUAAGGAUCACAUUUGAAAUGCGAAAAUUGCUCGCGAGUCCCAGGCGGGAGAAAAAUUACUGUUUUUUUGGGAUGGUUUUCUUUUGCAAAGGAAAGGAUGGAUUAAAAGCUUGUCCGCACCUGCCGGCUAUUUAAAUGUUUUACUUGUUAAAAGGACACAAAAAAUAUUAUGUGUUUCAAGCUGAAAACGAUUUUUAAUUGAAUCAUUUAAAGCAAUGAAUGAAGUGCUGGAAUCUUCCAUAUCUCCGUUUUCCUCAAUAGGAAGGAAAAUCGCACAGUUAAUCUGUAAUUCUGUAACAUGAGAAGCGUUAGAAAUUAUUGUCUCUGCCGGACGGUUUUCUUCCUUGUUGCAGAGCCGUAAAUUAAAAGGGUGAAAACAGGGUCAGUUUUAUGUCUAAUAAAACUUAAUUGUUUUGUUUCUUCUUAGAGCGUGGACUUACAGAUUUGUAUAAUAAAAUAAAACUUCAAUUUAUGUGAUUUACGUUCAAUAAUAUUAAUGAGAUGGAAUUGAGCCAGUGAAAAUUUUAAAGACACCUUUCGGAUAAUUCAUUAUAAUGGCUUGUCUUGUAUAUUCUUUUAAUUAUAAUUUUUUCCCACUAUUAAUUAUGAAAAAAUCGCAACAAGUUAAUUGUUAUUCUUGAAAAAUGAUAAAUAUACGAUUUGCGCCUUUGUGCAAAAAUUUGUGAAGUGUGUAAAUUUGUACAAAUAAACAAAAUAUUGCCAAAUGAAUAAUAAAAAUAAUACGUGAAAAUGUAAA
Molecule: messenger RNA, 4439 nt
Organism: Neocloeon triangulifer
Lineage: Eukaryota; Metazoa; Arthropoda; Insecta; Ephemeroptera; Baetidae
Gene: Hs6st
Product: heparan-sulfate 6-O-sulfotransferase 2
Exons: 3
Coding region: 393-1658 (421 amino acids)
Cellular component (GO): membrane
Molecular function (GO): heparan sulfate 6-sulfotransferase activity
Source: RefSeq, a predicted model, not a curated record